This is a messenger RNA of Teleopsis dalmanni, 4246 nucleotides long. RefSeq names its product copper-transporting ATPase 1 (gene ATP7). Bases 123 to 4034 code for a protein of 1303 amino acids. Gene Ontology annotation, molecular function: copper ion binding; P-type divalent copper transporter activity; ATP hydrolysis activity. Gene Ontology annotation, biological process: copper ion homeostasis; monoatomic cation transport. The transcript has 4 exons. NCBI's taxonomy places the organism in Eukaryota, Metazoa, Arthropoda, Insecta, Diptera, Diopsidae. The record is from RefSeq and is a predicted model, not a curated record. Gene Ontology annotation, cellular component: perinuclear region of cytoplasm; membrane; trans-Golgi network.
UAGUGCACAAUUUUUUUUUUAUUUUAUAUAAAUCUAAAUUUAAUGUAAAAAUUGUAAAUAUAUUUUUUAUUAACGGGGGCACGGGAGUUGAAGUGUGACGAAAGAGUUCGAAGUGCAAUAAAAUGAAUUCGUCGGGCGCUAAUUUAAUUCCUUUCACUUCGUUUAAUAGUGACGGAGGAAAUCAUAAUAAUAGUAGUAGUGAUACUGCCCAACAAGUUUCAGAUUUAGAUGAAUUUAACGAAAUUGGCCAAAUGAAUACAAUGGAAUUACAGCAUUUAUUGAUUGACGACGCACAAACGCCAGUGAAAACAACAAAACAAGUGCGCCUACCAAUUGUGGGCAUGACAUGCCAGAGUUGUGUGAACAGCAUACAGAGCAAAAUCGCCAGCUGUGCGGGAGUUGUGGGCGUACGGGUUGUACUGGAAGAAAAUGCAGGAUACUUCGAUUAUGAUGAAAAUAUAACAAAUCCAGUGAAUAUAGCUUUUGAAAUAGAAGAAAUGGGUUUCGAUUGCCCAUAUAAACCAGUUGAUAUUGUAAAUAUAGUUGAUAAGAACAAAAGCACAACACCCACAAAAGCUACAACAAAUAUACGCGUCAUUGGAAUGACGUGCCAGUCCUGCGUGCGUAAUAUUGAAGGCAAUAUAGGCACCAAACCAGGCGUACACAGCAUUAGGGUUAGUUUAGCAGAUAAGAAUGCCAUUGUGGAGUAUGACGCUACACAAUUUACGCCAACACAAAUCGCUGAUAUGAUUGACGACAUGGGAUUCGAAGCCAGUGUAACAAAUAAUGCCAAAAGCACACAUACAACUCCACGCACUUCGCCUGCAAAACAAAUGCUUUCUUCACCUGAACAUACUCCUUUAGCACAGAAGCAACAGGUAUCUGUGCAAGCGUCACCAGCAAAUGGUACCGUUGUGGUUCCAGUUGAACAGGAAUUAUCCAAAUGUUUUCUGCAUAUACGUGGCAUGACAUGUGCCAGUUGCGUGGCUGCUAUUGAGAAACAUUGUCGCAAAAUUUAUGGAUUAGACAGUAUUUUAGUUGCUCUGCUCGCUGCCAAAGCAGAAGUCAAAUAUAAUGCGAAUGUAUUGACGGCGGAGAACAUUGCCAAAUCUAUUACGGAAUUGGGUUUUCCAGCGGAGUUGAUUGACGAACCUGAUAAUGGGGAAGCUGAGGUGGAAAUUGAGAUCUCUGGCAUGACAUGCUCAUCGUGUGUGCAUAAAAUCGAAAGUCAUGUGCUUAAGAUGAAGGGAAUCACAGCCGCGGCAGUCACACUGAUAACGAAACGCGGUAAAUUUCGUUACAAUACUGAAUUAACUGGUCCGCGAAGCAUAUGCGAAGCCAUCGAACAAUUGGGUUUCCAUGCCCAACUUUUAACUGGUCGGGAUAAGAUCGCACAUAGCUAUUUAGAACAUAAGGAAGAAAUACAGAAAUGGCGAAAUGCUUUUCUAAUAUCAUUACUAUUUGGUGGCCCUUGCAUGAUAGCAAUGAUAUACUUUAUGGUGGAAAUGGGUAAUAGAGGUCAUGCCGCUAUGUGUUGUCUUGUACCUGGUCUAUCAUUAGAAAACCUAGUAAUGUUUCUCCUAUCCACACCUGUACAAUUUUUCGGCGGUUGGCAUUUCUAUGUGCAAUCUUAUCGUGCGAUUAAGCAUGGCACAACUAACAUGGAUGUACUAAUCUCCAUGGUAACAACAAUAUCCUAUUUAUAUUCCGUCAUCGUAGUUAUAUUUGCAGUAUUGAUGGAACAAAAUUCAUCACCAUUAACAUUUUUUGAUACACCACCGAUGUUGUUGAUUUUUAUCUCAUUGGGUCGUUGGCUGGAACAUAUAGCUAAAGGAAAAACAUCAGAGGCUUUAUCGAAACUACUUUCCUUAAAAGCAGCUGAAGCGGUGCUUGUACAAAUUUCUCCCGACUUCGAAAUAACAUCAGAAAAAGUGAUAUCAGUCGAUUAUGUGCAACGCGGUGAUGUGCUUAAAGUUAUUCCCGGUGCAAAAGUACCCGUAGAUGGCAAAGUACUUUUUGGUCAUUCAACCUGUGAUGAAUCGCUUAUCACCGGUGAAUCAAUGCCAGUGGCGAAAAGAAAAAGUGCUGUUGUAAUAGGUGGUUCCAUCAAUCAAAACGGAGUGUUACUUAUAUCUGCGACACAUACUGGUGACAACACAACGUUAGCACAAAUUGUACGACUGGUUGAGGAAGCACAAACGUCUAAAGCUCCAAUACAGCAAUUAGCCGAUCGUAUUGCUGGUUAUUUUGUACCCUUCGUGGUGAUUACAUCAACUGUUACGUUGAUUGGCUGGCUUAUAGCUGGCUUCAUCGAUUUCAACGUAGUGCCUGUGGAUAUGGAACACAAAAUGCAUAUGGACACAAAUACCAUUAUCAUAAGCUAUGCUUUCAAGUGUGCUUUGAGUGUUUUGGCUAUUGCUUGUCCAUGUGCGCUUGGUCUAGCAACGCCUACGGCUGUAAUGGUUGCUACUGGAACUGGUGCUAUAAAUGGUGUAUUAGUGAAAGGCGCUACGGCUUUAGAAAAUGCGCAUAAGGUGAAAACGGUUGUGUUUGACAAGACCGGUACCAUCACGCACGGUGCACCCAUGACAUCGAAAGUAGUGAUAUUUGUUAAGCCAAUCGUAUGCAGUUUAGCACGUUUGCUGACCAUUGUAGGUGCAGCGGAGCUGAAUAGUGAGCAUCCCAUCGCAUCGGCUAUUGUACGUUUCUCGAAAGAUGUACUUAAUAUGGAGACAUUUGGAAAAACUCAAAAUUUUCAAGCUGUGCCUGGAUGUGGAAUCAAAGUAACAGUGUGCCAAUAUGAACAAUCUUUACGACAGGCAUGUAAUGCUGAAAAAAUCAUAAACUAUGAAAAUAAUUACCGCUCGAAUCCUAACAUGGUACAAAUGGAAAAUGGUGUUAUUGUUGAGGAAAUUAUACCACAAAAAAGUACACAGAAAACAAUGGAAAUACAACAACAACAACUUUUGAAACUGGAAGAAAACUUAUUAAACUCUACUAAAAGUGUAGAUACAGUGAGCACUGCCAUAUUAGGAACGGAAAUCAAUGUGCUAAUUGGAAAUCGAGAAUGGAUGCAAAGGAACGGUAUUUUAGUGCCAACAGAAAUUAGUGAUAGUAUGACAACGGAAGAGUCCAAAGGACACACUGCGGUAUUAUGUGCACUGAAUGGUCAAUUGGUAUGUAUGUUUGCUGUGUCAGACAUGGUUAAACCGGAAGCACAUUUAGCAGUUUAUACACUAAAAAAAAUGGGAAUAAAUGUGAUAUUAUUGACUGGUGAUAAUAAGAAUACAGCAGCAAGUAUAGCACGCGAAGUUGGUAUAAAUCGUGUUUUUGCGGAAGUCUUGCCGUCCCAUAAGGUCGCAAAAAUUCAGCGCAUACAAGAAGAUGGUGUACGGGUUGCUAUGGUAGGUGAUGGAGUUAAUGAUAGUCCCGCAUUAGCGCAAGCUGAUGUGGGCAUUGCAAUAGCAGCAGGUACAGAUGUAGCUGCAGAGGCAGCUGAUGUUGUACUAAUGCGUAAUGAUUUGAUUGAUGUGGUGGCAUGUCUCGAUCUUUCACGACGUACUGUGCGACGUAUAAGAUAUAACUUUCUCUUUGCGAGUAUGUAUAAUUUAUUGGGCAUACCAUUGGCAUCUGGUAUAUUUGCACCAUUUGGAUUUACACUACAACCAUGGAUGGCUUCAGUCGCAAUGGCAGCCAGUUCAGUAUCUGUGGUUUGCUCAUCGCUUCUGCUCAAAUUUUAUCGCAAACCUACAGCAACAUCACUACGGACUGUUGAGUAUAUGAACUAUUUAGCUAUGGAACGAGAACGCGAACCAGAUAAUUUGUCAUUACAUCGCGGCUUAGAAGAUAUACCACGUCAUAAUUUCAAACGCUCAACUAGUUCGGUAUUGUCGCGUAUAUUCUUUCCUUCUGCCAACAACAAAGGGGAUAGCAAUGAAGAUACUCUGUUAGAUGCUGAAAAUCGUGAAUUUAUGUCAACGAAAAUCAUUAAACAAAAACAUUUUAAAGACACCACAGAAAUGCAAACACUAUAGUGAUUUAUUUUUGCUAACAUUUUUGUUAGAUGCUGAAUAAACGAAUGUAUGUAUGUACGUAAAUGUUUUCAUUUGUUAUAGUCAAAGUCAAAAUUCAAAGUAAUUAAAAAUUGUUGAUUGAUAUGUUGCAAUAUGCUUUAUAAAGCUUAAAUCUUAAAAAAGAAAAUGUAAAUGUAUGUUUUAUCAUAGCUAUAUCGUAUCCAUUAAGAUUU